ACCAGCUCAUCUCAUCUCCUUCUCAGAGAUCACACGCAUCCAUCAACGAGAGACGCGUUAGAGGUGCGAGCUGCAACCGGAGCAGGACUCAUCUCCACCGGCCGGGGGUGCAGGUGCUUGAUCUUCAUAAGUUGGGAGAUGGAGGCCGCCGUGGGAUACGCGAACGCCGAGGCUGACAACCUCAUGGCGACGGAGCUGAGGCUAGGCCUGCCGGGCACAGCGGACGACGACCAGCAGCAGAUCAAGGCGUUGACGCCCAGGGGCAAGAAGCGCUCUGCCGACGCCGUGGAGGACGCCGCCGCCGAGGAGGACAACAAAGGCGACGUCGAGGCAGCACCGCCGGUGCCCAAGGCUCAGGUGGUAGGUUGGCCGCCGGUGAGGUCGUACCGGAAGAGCUGCUUCCAAGCAAGCAGCAAGGCAGCCAAAGAGGAGGCGCCCUGCAACAAAACAGCACCCGCAGCACCAAACACUACAAGCGGCUCCUUCGUGAAAGUGAGCAUGGACGGCGCCCCGUUCCUGAGGAAGGUAGACCUGAGGAUGUGCAAGGGCUACAGGGAGCUCAGGGAGGCCCUAGAGACCAUGUUCGUCUGCUCCAACAACGGCGGCGCAAACCUGUCGGAGUUCGCCGUCACCUACGAGGACAAGGACGGAGACUUGAUGCUCGUCGGAGACGUGCCCUUCGAAAUGUUCACUAGCACUUGCAAGAAGCUGAGGAUCAUGAAGAGAUCUGAAGCCACAGGCCUGGGAUCACCGAGGCAAAUGAAGAUUUGAGGGCCGGACAACAUGUCAUGAGCUUUUUUUUCCUUUUAUUAUUUUUGUUCUUCUGGUUCCCCAAGCCAAAGGAUGAGCUUGGUGCAUCAAAGUGCACACAUGGAUGUGUGUGGCUUUCUUUGUUUAAGACAAGUAGGGCUUUUAGCAGCGCAAAGGAGAUGUGAAGAUUUCAGUUAACUCUCCAUGUCUUUGUACAAACAAAACACAGUUAUAUCAAAUCGUUGGUUACAUGAAA
Molecule: messenger RNA, 1006 nt
Organism: Phragmites australis (common reed)
Lineage: Eukaryota; Viridiplantae; Streptophyta; Magnoliopsida; Poales; Poaceae
Product: auxin-responsive protein IAA12-like
Exons: 3
Coding region: 139-771 (210 amino acids)
Biological process (GO): regulation of DNA-templated transcription
Cellular component (GO): nucleus
Molecular function (GO): protein binding
Source: RefSeq, a predicted model, not a curated record